AUGAUAUACGAUUUCUAAAAAUAUCAAGAUAAUAUUUGUGAACUCUCUAUUGAAGAAUUAGAAAGUUUUAGUAUUAACUUAAAAGCUUUAAUCAAUCCUGGUAAAAAUUAAUCUGAAAAAUAAAUUUUACUUAGAUUAUUUUAAAUGUUACAAAAUGAAAUACUUUCCAAAGAAUUUUAGUAGAAUUUUAAUAACUAAAAUAUUUAAAUGACAAAUAGAUUGAUUCACUUAUACAAUUUUGGAUCAGCUUCAUUCUCAUAAGAUAGUAGAUAUUUAAUUGUUAGCUAUUACUUAGAAGUUUCAAUCAUAAAGAUCUUAGAAAUUGAAAAUAACUUUUAAAUUUUUGCUUAAUUCAGUACAAGUGUGCACCCAAUUGAUAGUGUAUUACUCUCAUUUGAUAAUUAACAUAUUUUGAGCUUUAAUAGCGAGUAUUUCUAAGUAUGGAGUAGCAAAUAAAAUAACAGUUUAUUUGAAAUAGCUUUUAAUUUUUAGAGAAAGGCUAGAAUAAAUUCUAUAACUUUCUCACCGAAUAAUAAAUAUAUAGUAGCUGCAUAUGAAGAUAAGAAUUUUAAAGUUUGGGAUGCACAAAAAGAGUAUUAGCUCUUAAAAAUCAUAGAAGCCCAUAAUAACGAAGUUAAAUGUGCUGUUUUUUCUAAUAAUUCUUAGUAUCUAGCAACUGGAUCAACUGAUAGAACAUUCAGUAUUUGGGACUCAGAGAACGAUUUUUAAUUAAUCAUACAAAUAGCCACUCAUCAUGAAAUUUUAAAUAUUGGGUUUUCAUUUGAUUGCUAAUAUAUUGUGACAAGUUUUGCUGAUAAAACUUGCUAGGUUUGGGAUAUGAAAAAUAAAUUUCAUCUUAUUAACACAAUAAAUUCUGUUUUAUUUAUGGAUAUAUCUAAAAGAGAUUUGAGCUUAGCAACAGCUAAUGAUGAUAAAACUUGUAAAAUCAUCAAUUUAUCUAAUUAAUUUGUAGUCAAAACUAUUGAUUUAUUUUCUGAAUAAAUUAGCUGUAUUUAAUAUUCUUACAGUCAAAAUUAUUUAGCAAUUGCUUCUAUUGACAAAAGCCUUAAAAUAUUGAAUAUUUUAAAAGAUUAUGAGCAUUUAAUCACAAUAAAUAAUAAUGUUAGUCCAAUUAUAUCGAUUUCUUUUUCUUAAGAUGGCAAGCAUCUAGCAGCCUGCUUUUCUGAUAAUUCUUUUUGCCAAAUUUUUAAUGUACAGUGCAAUUUUAAGUUAGAAAGUAGAAUUUAAGUGAAAGCAUCUGUAGCAAUAUUUUCACCAGACAGUAAAUAUCUAGUUACUAAUUCAAAUAAUACAGACGAGUCUUCACUAAAUAUAUGGAAUUUAUAAAACUAUUUUGAAGAAUUCGACUAAAAAUAAAAACAUACUUAACAAAUUUUAAGUAUAGCUUUUUCAAAUGAUUAGAAGUAUUUUGCAACUAGCUCAUCAGAUAGAUUGUGCAAAAUUUGGGACAUUAACAAUGGUUUUUAAUUUUUACAUUAAAUCAAAGAUCAUACUGAUGAAGUCAAUUUGAUUGCUUUUUCUAAAGAUAGUAAUUAUUUGAUUACCACCUCAUUAGACAAAACUUUAAAGAUUUGGAAUACAAAAGAUGGUUUUAGUCUUAUUAAAAGUAUCAAUGCUGAUAUUUAUUAUAUUUAAUCUAUGGAUUUAACAAAUGAUUAUUUAGUUACAGUUUCAACAUAUGAAUUAAAAAUUUGGGAUAUUAAAAAAUAAUUUGAACUUUUAAAUAUAAAAGAUUUAUAAAUAGGAUAAAUUAAAAAAAUCGGAUUUUUCCAAAAUGAAAAGUAUUUUUAUGCAAUUGCUUAAAAGUUCAUUAAUAUUUAUGAUUAUAAAAAUGAAUUUAAAAUUAUUAAAAAAAUUCAAUAAUAUUAAGAUGAAGGUGUAUAGAAAGUUGUUAUUUCAAAUGAUAGUAAGUAUUUAGCAUGGAGUGAAUCUAAUCAUUUAUAAAUAUUAGAAGUAGAAAAAGUUUUUCAGAUAAAACAAAAUUUUCAAGCUUUUGAUGAAAUAAAAUAAAUUUGCUUUUUUUGUGAUAGUAACUUUAUUCUUGCACUAUCUGCCAAAUCUUCCUUUGAUAUUUACAAUAUUUAAAAAGGUGAGAAAUUAAUUUAAGCACUUAAUUAGCUUAGUAUAUCUUAGAAUCCUCCACUUUCUUUCACAAUUGAUGGAAAAUAUUUAGCUUUAGGUUGUUAUGAUGCAACUUGCAAAAUAUUUAUUACAGAUUAAGGAUAAUAAGAGUCUAACUUUUAACCAGAAAGUAACUUAUGA
Tetrahymena thermophila SB210 is the source of this 2283-nucleotide messenger RNA. RefSeq names its product WD domain, G-beta repeat protein. Gene Ontology annotation, molecular function: protein binding. Lineage: Eukaryota; Ciliophora; Oligohymenophorea; Hymenostomatida; Tetrahymenidae. The record is from RefSeq and is a predicted model, not a curated record. The transcript is spliced from 2 exons.